AUGGCUCCUCACCCCUUGACGGCGUUAUCUGGAGACGAGUUCAGAGCGGCAAGAGACAUCAUUUCCAAGCUCUUUGACCAAGACGUUUCGCUCUUCUUCAGAUGUAUCUUCCUGCAAGAGCCAAAGAAGGAGGAGCUCGUGCCGUAUCUUCAGGCAGAGCAUGCGAGAAAGCUUACAGAUGAGACACCUCGCCCACCGCGCCGAGCAAGGGUUCAAUACGAUGUUAUUCGGAGCGGCAAGAGGCCAGAAUAUACCCAAUCUGUGGUACACCUCAAGACCGGCCGUGAGCUUGACAGAACUGUGGCUGCACCGCACUUCCAAACCAGCUAUACCCCCGAUGAGUUUGGAAUCUUCCAAGACGCCUGUGUGGCAUCUCAAAUAUUCAAAGACGCCAUGGCCGAGUUCUCUCUCCCGGAGAACUUUACCGUCACAAUCGACCCCUGGCCCUAUGGUGGUCCGGACGAGGACGAAGGGGACAUUGCCCGCCUGAUGCAGGGCCUCGUCUUCGCGCGCGACGCCUCCAAGAACAACGUCGACUCGAACCAUUACGCCUACCCGAUCCCGAUCAUCCCCGUCAUGGAUAUAGCCACCCGCAAGAUCCUCCGCGUCGACCGCCUCGCCACCGGCGCUGCAGGCGACGGCCUCGUCCCCCAACCGCGUGCUGCGGAACCAAAGUCACUCUUCGCCAACAACAUUUCCUCCGAGUACAUCCCAGAGCUCCUCGAGAUCCCGCAGCGCGAGGACCUAAAGCCCAUCAACAUCACCCAGCCCGAGGGCGCCUCCUUUGCCAUCCAGCCGGACAACCUCGUCGAGUGGCAAAAGUGGCGGUUCCGCCUCGGCUUCACCCCCCGCGAGGGCACGGUACUACACGAUCUCUGCUACGAUAACCGCCCCGUAUUGUAUCGUCUAAGCUACAGCGAGCUGACAGUGCCCUACGGCGACCCUCGUCCGCCCUAUCAACGCAAGCAGGCCUUUGACCUCGGCGACGGAGGCUUCGGCCGCGUGGCCAAUAACCUCGAGCUCGGCUGCGACUGCCUCGGCGCGAUCCACUACUUUGACGCCCUGAUGGCCGACACGGAGGGGAACCCGACGGUGGCGAAGGCCGUGGUCUGUCUCCACGAGCAGGACAACGGGAUCGGGUGGAAGCACACCAACUUCCGCACGAACCGGGCCGUGGUCACGAGGCUGCGGGAGCUCGUUGUGCAGUGCGUCGUCACGCUGGCCAACUACGAGUACGUGUUUGCGUACAAGCUCGACACGGCGGGCGGGAUCACGCUCGAGACGCGGGCAACGGGGAUCAUGUCUGUCGUGGCGGUGGACGAGGGCAAGAAAGAGUCUGCAUACGGCGCCGUCGUUGCGCCGGGCGUGCUGGCGCAGAAUCAUCAGCACAUCUUUGCUGUGAGGAUUGAUCCUGCGGUGGACUCGUACGCCGAGGGGGAUACGCGCGUCGUUGUGGAGGAGAGCGUACCUGUGCCUUUGAAUAAGGAGACGAACCCGUAUGGCAACUACUAUGAGAUUCGGAAGCAGGUUGUCGAGAAGGCAAGUUGGAUCGAUGCGGAGCCAAAACUGAACAGGGUGAUCAAAUUUGAGAACCGGACGAAAAAGAAUGCCAUGUCGGGUAGGAACGUGGGGUUCAAGCUUACGCCGUCUGCGUCGCAGCUGUUACUGGCGGACGAGACGAGCCAGGUGUCGAAGCGGGCCAAGUAUGCGAGGCAUCAUGUCUGGGUUACGGGACACCGCGAUGACGAGCUGUGGGCGGCUGGGCAGUAUACGAACCAGAGUCGGGAGGAGGUUGGUGGGGUGUGGGAUAUGGUUCAGAGGGGGGACUGGUUUGAGGACGAGCGUGAGGCGAAUGGGGAUGGCAAUGGUGGUGGUGAGGGCAGGAAGAGUAGUCCUGUCGUCUGGAGUGUGUUUGGGUUGACGCACAACCCUCGGGUGGAGGAUUGGCCUGUGAUGCCCGUCGAGAUACACCAUCUCACCAUCCGACCAGCAGACUUCUUCACCUCGAAUCCGGCGCUCGAUAUGCCCACCAACAAGAACAAGACGAGUGUAAUUGUUCCGUGUUGCGGGGGACAGGAGACCAACGGGGCGAAUGGAGAUAGCAAGGAAGGCGAGCAGGCAGUACAGGAGGCUGCCCUGACGCAUCUUCAGGGGCCUGGACCGGAUGUUCCUGCUGCGGAGGCUGGAGCGCAUGUUGAGAGGCGAGACUAA
Molecule: messenger RNA, 2211 nt
Organism: Colletotrichum tamarilloi
Lineage: Eukaryota; Fungi; Ascomycota; Sordariomycetes; Glomerellales; Glomerellaceae
Product: copper amine oxidase
Exons: 3
Coding region: 1-2211 (736 amino acids)
Biological process (GO): amine metabolic process
Molecular function (GO): copper ion binding; primary methylamine oxidase activity; quinone binding
Source: RefSeq, a predicted model, not a curated record